GAAGGCAUCAUUUGCCGGUGUGACUGUCUCGCCUCCCAGAGCAGCGGCGUUACCACGUACUUCUCACAGAAGCCGCGCGGCGCUGCGAGGCGCUCACACGUGCUCGAAAACAUCAUGUAGUCGCCGGGACACGCCGCCACUAACGCCAGCAUUUCACUCGACCAGGUUCAGCCGUUGGCUGCCGAGCGCCGACCGCAGAAGGGCCGGAAAAGUUGAGCGCCACGGCGGGGGAGAAGCAGACAAGGAGUUCGGAAGAGGCAGCUGGUCGCUGGGAGCUCUUGACGGCUUUGCUCCCUCUGACCUAAGACGCCGAGAGCCGCCGCGCCGCCUCCUUCAUGCAGCGGAUGAGCACCUCGGCCACAACUCGAUAACCACACCGGAGACCUUCGCACCCUGCCGGGGGGCACCUGAGACGAGACAAUGGCGAGCCAGGGUGACUGCUCCGUGAAGGUUGCGUUGAGGAUACGUCCUCAGAUGGCCAAGGAGAAAAUUGAGGGCUGCCACGUGUGCACGCUGGUCACGCCCGGAGAGCCGCAAGUCCUCUUGGGAAAGGACAAGGCCUUCACCUACGACUUUGUUUUUGACGUGGACUCUGAGCAGCAAAACAUAUACCAAGCGUGUGUGCACAAGCUGAUCGAGGGCUGCUUUGAGGGCUACAAUGCCACCGUGUUUGCCUACGGCCAGACAGGCUCAGGAAAGACCUACACUAUGGGCACCGGCUUCGACGUGAGCCUGAGCCCCCUGGAGCAGGGCAUCAUCACGCGUGCUGUCCACCAGCUCUUCCAAGGCAUCGAGAGCAGGAGGGAGCGCGCCAACGAGGCCGGCACCCCGCCCCCUGAAUUUAAAGUCACCGCCCAGUUUCUUGAGCUUUACAACGAGGAAAUUCUGGACUUGUUUGAUGGGACUCGGGAUCUGGAGAGCCGAAGCAGGAAGUCCAACAUCAAAAUCCAUGAAGAUGCCAGCGGGAGCAUCUACACCACUGGGGUCACUUCUAGACUCGUACACACCGAGGAAGAGCUGCUGCAGUGUCUGAAACUCGGCGCACUGUCCCGCACCACCGCCAGCACGCAGAUGAACGCCCAAAGCUCGCGCUCGCACGCCAUCUUUACCAUCUACCUCUGCCAGAUGAGAGUCUGCCAACCCGUACAAACGCCCAAUGGAGAGGAGGACCCUGGGGAAUUAAAGGACGUUGCGUCAUCCGCCAUCGAACAACCCGAGUUCGAAGCUCUGAUGGCCAAGUUCCACUUUGUGGACCUGGCUGGUUCCGAGAGGCUCAAACGCACCGGAGCUACAGGAGAGCGAGCCCGCGAGGGAAUCUCCAUCAACUGUGGAUUGUUGGCCCUGGGGAAUGUCAUCAGUGCUUUAGGAGAUCAGACCAAGAAAGCGGGCCACGUUCCCUACCGAGACUCCAAGCUCACUCGGCUGCUGCAGGACUCAUUAGGAGGCAACAGCCGUACAGUGAUGAUCGCUUGCGUCAGUCCGUCUGACCGUGACUUCAUGGAGACCCUGAACACGCUGAAGUAUGCCAACCGGGCCCGGAACAUCAAGAACAAGGUGGUGGUGAACCAGGACAAGACCAGCCAGCAGAUCAGCGCCCUGCGCGCAGAGAUAGCCCGCCUCCAGUUGGAGCUGAUGGAGUACAAGGCGGGGAAACGAGUUGCGUGCGAGGAAGGCUCGGAGGGUUACAGCGACCUCUACCAGGAGAACGCCAUGUUCCAAAGAGAGAACGACACGCUGCGCCUCAGGGUGAAGGCCAUGCAGGAGACCAUCGACCACCUCAACACGCGAGUAACGCACCUGUUGGCCAACGAGGUCAGCGUGCUGCUCACCAAGUCAAGUGAGGGCAACCAGGAGAUUGGAGCUCUAAUUCAGAACUACAUCCGAGAAGUCGAAGAGCUCAGAUCUAAACUUGUGGAGAGCGAGGCCAUGAACGAAUCUCUAAGACGCCAGGCUGCUCGGCUGUCCUCUCGUACCGCCUUACCUUCCAGCGCUCUCAGCCCCGCCACCGGCCACCCGCCUGGCUCCUCGCCCGCGGCCAUGUCCAUGGAGGCCGAGAUGACGGACGUGUUGCGCCGAGCCAAGGUGGACAUCGAGAGGCUAAAGAAGAAGGAGAGGAGGCAGAGGAGGAUGAGUCCAGAGUUGGAGAAAGGUUUGAAAAAACGAGUGAAGUUGCACACCCACGAGAACGGAGACGACGGACAGAACGGAGUGGUCGAUUCGGACGACAAUUACACCGAGGACAUCAUGUCUCCGCUGCAGGAAGAGAGCGGCUGCGAUGAGGAGGAGGAGGAGGAGGAAGAAGAAGGGCGAGAGGAAGAUGAAGAGUUCGACAGCGAUGAGAGCCUGGUGGACUCAGACUCUGACACUGACGAGAAAGCUAACUUCCAGGCUGAUCUUGCUGAUCUGACGUGCGAGAUCGAGAUCAAGCAGAAGUUAAUAGAUGAGCUGGAGAACAGCCAGCGGAGGCUCCUGAUGCUGAAGCUCCAGUACGAGGAGAAGCUCAUCCUGCUGCAAAAUAAGAUCCGAGACACCCAGCUGGAGAGGGACCGGGUACUGCAGAACCUCAUGUCCAUGGAGAACUACACAGAGGAGAAGGCUAACCGCAUCAAGCAGGAGUAUGAGAAACGACUGAAGGAGAUGAACCGCGACCUUCUCAAGCUCCAAACUGCGCAGAAAGAACAUGCACGGCUCCUUAAAAACCAGAGCCGCUACGAACGGGAGCUGAAGAAACUCCAGGCCGAGGUGAACGAGAUGAAGAAAACCAAGGUGGUGCUGAUGAAGCAGAUGAAGGAGGAGCAGCAGAGGAGGAGGUUGGUGGAGGCUAAGAGGAACCGUGAGAUUGCCCAGCUCAAGAAAGAGCAGCGACGACAAGAGUUUCAGAUCCGAGCCCUGGAGUCUCAGAAGCGGCAGCAGGAGCUGGUGCUCCGCAGGAAAACCCAGGAGGUGACCGCCCUACGCAGGCUGGCCAAGCCCAUGUCGGACCGCGUGGCCGGACGCGUGGCCCGCUGGAACCAGACGCCGCCGGUUACCGACUCCGGGGCGGAGUUGUCCGCCAGCACCACGGCCAGUAGCUCCGAGCCUGAGAGCGGGAGGUCUGUGAGCGGAUUAGUGCGGCAGUGGAACAACAAGAACAACAUGUACGGGUAUCUGGGGGAAAGCGAAGGCAGCAUGGAUGGAACACGGGUCAUAGGAAGCAGGAAGAAGCUGCAGCGUAAGCCGGUGGGCCCCGGUGCCCCUGCAGCCGCUGGACGGGCCGGAAGCUUCUCCAAGGCAGCCCGGCAGAAGUGGCAAUCUCUGGAGCGUCGCAUCAUGGACAUAGUCAUGCAAAGAAUGACCAUCUCCAACGUGGAGGCCGACAUGGACCGACUCCUCAAGAAGCGAGAGGAGCUGACAGCCCAGGAGGAGGCGCUCUCACACAAGCGAGAGGUGCUAAUGGCGGAUGGGGAGGGCCCAGAAGCAGAGGACCGCCUCCUUGUGGAGAUCAACGAGGACCUGGAGGUGCUGAACGCCAACAUCGACUACAUCAACGACAGCCUGUCCGACUGCCAGGCCACCAUUGUGCAGAUCGAGGAGACCAAGGAUGAGUUGGACUCCGUGGACACCUCGGUGGUGAUCAGCUCGUGUUCGCUGGCUGAAGCACGCCACCUGCUGGACCAUUUUCUCAAGGCCUCCAUUGACAAGAGUUUACAGGUGGCCCAGAAGGAGGCUCAGAUCAGACUGCUGGAGGGUCAGCUGAGACACACCGAUGUGAUUGGUUCAUCCCAAAACCACAUAAUACUUGACGCCCUGCGGGAAAAGGCCGAGUACAUCCCUGAACUCCAGGCUCUCAUUCACAAUGUGCAGCAGGAGAACGGCUACACCAGCACAGAUGAGGAACCGUCUGAGUUUAGCCUAGCCUCAGAAAAUAGUGUCUCUCUAAUGAAGGAAUCCAACAGCCAAGAUUAUUUCAAAAUAAAGACGGAGCCUCGUCUGUCAGCUCAGAUGAAGGCGGUGUCGGCUGAGUAUCUGGGUCCCACCCUGGAGCCCCAGUCGGGCGGCAAGCAUCAGCAGAUCACCAAGUCUCUGGCAUCGCUCACUGACAUCCAGGAGGACGAUCUGAGCACGGCCACGGCCAGCCUGGGUCUGUCUCUGCGCGACCCCUACCACAGGGAACGUGCGUCACGUACCAUCAGCUUGCCUAUCCGGGGACACACCUUCCCCAGGCAGUCUCGAGGCUACGACACCUCCCCCAUCACGAGAAGGAAGUCUUACGACCGUUCAUACAGACCCUCUGAUGGCUACACUCCCCCCUCUUCUCCUCCUCUGAGGACCAGGAACGACCGCAAUGUGUUCUCAAGGCUUACGAGCAACCAAAGCCAAGGUUCUGCUCUGGACAAGUCUGACGACAGCGACUCCUCGCUCUCCGAGGUGCUCAGGGGUGUGAUCAAUCCCAUUGGAGGUGUCAAGGGGGGUCGGACAGCACCCCUGCAGUGCAUGUCUGUAGCCGAGGGCCACUCCAAGCCGGUGCUGUGUGUGGACGCCACAGAUGAGCUGCUGUUCACUGGAUCUAAAGAUCGCACAUGUAAGAUGUGGAACCUGGGUACUGGUCAGGAGAUCGUCACGCUCAAAGGGCACCCUAACAAUGUGGUUUCGGUCAAAUACUGUCCCUCCUCUGGUCUGGUCUUCUCCGUCUCCACGUCCUACAUCAAAGUGUGGGACAUACGAGAUGCGACCAAGUGUGUCCGAACGCUCACUUCGUCAGGGCAGGUUGUGUCAGGUGAUGCGUGUGCAGGCGCCACCACCCGCACAAUUACAUUUGCACACGGUGAGUGUCAGCUCAACCAGAUUGCACUCAACCCAUCUGGAUCCGUGUUGUACGCCGCUGCGGGGAACACUGUUCGCAUCUGGGACCUCAACAGGAUGCAAGCAAUGGGCAAGCUGACAGGCCACAUUGGUUCCGUCAUGUGUCUGACAGUGGGACAGUCUCUCCAGGGCAAAGACCAAGUCAUCACUGGCUCCAAAGACCACUACGUCAAGGUGUUUGACGUAGCAGAGGGAACGCUGGGUAAUGUUGGCCCAGCUCACAACUUAGAGCCGCCACAUUACGACGGCAUCGAGUGUUUGGCAGUGCAGGGGGACGUGCUGUUCAGCGGCUCGAGAGACAACGGCAUCAAGAAGUGGGAUCUGCAGCAGCAGGAGCUCACUCAGCAAAUCCCCAUCGCCCACAAGGACUGGGUGUGCGCCCUGGCGUACGUCCCUGGUAAGCCGCUGCUGCUCAGCGCAUGUCGAGGCGGCAUGCUGAAGGUGUGGAACGUGGACAAUUUCACCCCCAUAGGGGAGGUCAAAGGCCACGACAGCCCCAUUAACGCCAUAUGUACCAACUCCAGGCAGAUUUUCACUGCAUCCAGUGACUGCCGGGUGAAGUUAUGGAACUAUGUGCCUGGCUUGACCCCCGGCCUUCCUCGUCGGGUCCUCGCCAUCAAGAGCCGAGCCACCAGCCUCCCAUGAUGACCACCUUCCCUCCUCCCUCUGCGACAAGACCGUGAAGAUCUGGCUGUCAAAGGUGUGGAGGAAGAGGUGACGACGC
Entelurus aequoreus (snake pipefish) is the source of this 5566-nucleotide messenger RNA. RefSeq names its product kinesin family member 21B (gene kif21b). The record is from RefSeq and is a predicted model, not a curated record. NCBI's taxonomy places the organism in Eukaryota, Metazoa, Chordata, Actinopteri, Syngnathiformes, Syngnathidae. Gene Ontology annotation, molecular function: microtubule motor activity; ATP binding; microtubule binding. The transcript has 35 exons. Gene Ontology annotation, biological process: microtubule-based movement; mitotic spindle organization. The coding region runs from base 421 to 5487 and encodes 1688 amino acids.